Messenger RNA from Fusarium redolens, 1278 nucleotides. RefSeq names its product voltage-dependent anion channel. Gene Ontology annotation, cellular component: membrane. The record is from RefSeq and is a predicted model, not a curated record. The coding region runs from base 1 to 1278 and encodes 425 amino acids. The transcript is spliced from 2 exons. Gene Ontology annotation, molecular function: malate transmembrane transporter activity. NCBI's taxonomy places the organism in Eukaryota, Fungi, Ascomycota, Sordariomycetes, Hypocreales, Nectriaceae. Gene Ontology annotation, biological process: malate transmembrane transport.
AUGUCGCAACCAUCCAGCCCGCAGUAUCAUGCAGGGGAUGAUACACGAACCCUCAAUGGUCGCCCUGUAGACCUAGAAUCUGGGUCUUCAGCACGCGAUAGAGCCCUUCCAAAGAACGCACCUCGACCUUUAAGUCUAAAAGACCGCGUCGUCAGAAUAACAUGGAGUUGGUUCCCUUGUACAAUGUCAACAGGCGGGUUAGCCAAUCUCCUCGGCGAACAACCCUACACAUUCACCGGUCUAAAAACUAUCGGCAAGAUCUUCUUCAUCCUCAACCUCAUGCUCUUCAUAACCUUCACAGCCCUAAUCAUCGCGCGCUUCGCCAUGAAACCCCGCGCAUUCUCAACAAGUCUCCAUCAUCCCUCUGAAUCCUUCUUCUUCGGCGCUUUCUGGGUCUCCAUUGCAUUAAUCCUAACGGGCGCACAGUCUUACGGUGGUCCAGAAACAGGACCGUGGUUGACUACUGCUAUGAGGAUUGUGUUCUGGAUAUAUUACGCUUGUGAGAUGGUGGUGGCUGUGGCACAGUAUCAUAUUAUCUUCGAGACGGAGAGGCUUGAUAUUUCGGAGGCGUUGCCUGGGUGGAUAUUACCUGCGUAUCCGUUUUUGGUGACGGGGAUAUUGGCGGCGAAAGUAGCGGGGAGUCAACCGCUGUGGAGUGCCGUGCAGAUUAUUGUUGCUGGUUUGAUGGGUCAGGGACUUGGAUGGAUGCUUGCGCUGUUUAUUUAUGCUGUUUAUUUGUCGAGGUUGAUUCAGCAUAAGUUGCCUGAUGCUUCGAAAAGGCCUGGCAUGUUUAUUGCCGUUGGACCAACAGCUUUUACAUGCGCUGGUCUGAUUGCACUUGGUACAGAAGCCAAGUCCGCUCUCCCAGACGACUUUCUCAGCACCCCUAGUAUUCCGGCCGGUGAACUCUGGUCUGGCAUGUCAGUCGCAGCAGGACUGUUCAUCUGGCUCAUGGCAAUCUGGUUCUCAGCCCUAUCCGCGAUAUCUGUUCUUCGAGCCGUUCAAAGGAUGGAGUUUAGUUUGUCCUGGUGGGCACUCGUCUUCCCCAAUGUCGGUCUCGCUCUUGCGACUAUCAAUGUCGGAAACACUCUAUCAUCGAGGGGAAUCAAAAUCUUUGGAUCAGCUUUGACUGUCCUCUUGGUUGUUCUGUGGUUCAUCUGCACGGCUUUCCAUAUUCGAGCCAUCCUCAGGAGGGAUUUACUUGCCGUUGGGAAGGAUCUUGAUGUUGAGUAUGUCAACAAACAACAUGAUAGAAAGGCCGAGAAACAAAGAGAUUAG